AUGGCAUCUUCAUACAAAACGGCUCAGCCUCAACCUGGAUUGGUUCAUGAGUUCCGUCCCAACUUAACUGCGUUUGAGUUCCGCCCAGAGAAGUACCCUCAAAAGUCUGACAAGGUUGUGGUGUUUAUUGCCGGGUUGACAAACGGGUUAUUGAACGUACCAUAUUUGCCUCAAUUGGCCGAAGCUGUUGCGGAGCAAGGCUGGAACUUAGUCCAAGUUCUUUUAUCUUCUGCGUACCGGGGUUUUGGUGUCUCUUCAUUGGCCAGAGAUGUCAAAGAGUUGGGGUAUUUGGUUGAAUAUUUAAAAUCUGAGACUGGCGGCCAAAGAAAGAAGAUUGUUUUAAUGGGACAUUCUACAGGAUGUCAAGAUACGAUGGAAUAUCUUUCCAAGUUCAAAUUUAAUGACAAAUACCAGCCAGAUGUACAUGAUGUAGAUGGUGGAAUACUACAAGCACCAGUAAGUGAUGUUGAGGCCUUUCAAUUAACGCAUAAAAAUCUUGAAGAGUUAACCAAAAGAGUUCAUGAUGAAUAUAUUUCCCAAGGUAAGGGUGAACAUAUUUUACCUCAGGAAUUUAGAGCUGCAACUUUCAAUACUGCAAUAACUGCCAAUAGAUUUUAUUCUUUGGCUCAUCCAAGAGGGUCUGAUGAUUAUUUCUCAAGCUAUUUGAGAAACGAAGAUUACGCCCAAACAUUCGGUAAGUUGUCUGUGCCCAUUUUGGUACUUUAUGGCUCCAAAGAUGAGUUUGUUCCUCCUCUGGUUGAUAAGCAAAAGUUGAUAGAUACUUGGAAAGAAAAUGUCGCCGAUGAAAAAUAUUGGAGUCCCUAUUCCAAAGUCUUACCCGGUGCUCUUCACAAUGUAGGUCCAGGUUCCGAUGAAGGCUCGGUACUGGAAUUAAUUGAUACCGUUAAAAGGUUCUUGUCCACCUUUUAA
Molecule: messenger RNA, 930 nt
Organism: Lizanozyma spartinae
Lineage: Eukaryota; Fungi; Ascomycota; Pichiomycetes; Serinales; Debaryomycetaceae
Exons: 1
Coding region: 1-930 (309 amino acids)
Source: RefSeq, a predicted model, not a curated record